AUGCCAGAGGUGAAACAUAUCGCUGACAUAGUGGGCGAAUGGGUGAUGUUCCUCCAGACUAUUCGGGGAGAUGUAGUUAUGUUGGGAAGCAUUGGAUGGGUGUUAGGUUACGCCACUAUACCUGGUCUGGCGUAUUGGCUACAGGACUACCGAUACAUGUCAUACGCUUCCCUCAUAGCGAUUGGUUUAAUGGCAUUUUGGUAUUACUUCAUGUUUGAGUCCCCGCGUUGGCUCAUCACCAAUGGUCACAUCGACAAAGCCGAAGUUGUGCUCCGGAGGGCACUCCAAAUGAAUGGCAAACCCGAUGACAAAUUGAAGACACAGUUGACUCAGUUGUCCGCAUAUUUACAAGAGAGUCAAUUAAAUGAGAAAUCCAAACGAAACCAUACUGUCAUAGAUUUGGUCAAAACGCCAAAACUUCGUAAAAUAUCGCUCAUUAUGUGGUAUUGUUAUCCAAUACACGCGUUAGUAUACUAUGGACUGAGUUAUAACAUAUCGGACUUUGGGGGCAAUUUUUACGUAACAUUCCUGUUGUCAGGAUUGGUAGGAUUGCCAUCACACUUAAUACCGGUGCCAUUACUUCGUUAUGUCGGCCGCAAAAAACUUUUCGCCGGUUUUAUGCUAUUGACGGGACUCUCGUGUUUUGCGGUCAUCCCAUCCGACAGGGAAUGGUUGACAGUUAUGUUUGCACUGAUUGGCAAAUUUGGUGACAACACCUCCUGGAAUGUCAUGUCCAUUAUUGCACCCGAACUCUACCCCACAGUCUUGAGGCAGACGGGAAUGGGUGUGUCCUCUGUUAUUGGAAGGUUGGGUGCGAUUAGCGGUCCAUUUAUGAAGGAUUUGGCAUCUAAUUAUGGUUUAUCACUGGUUAUGUCGUUAUACGGUAUACUUAUGUGUUUGGGUUCACUGUUGGCUCUCUUUCUGCCCGAAACCAAAGACCGGGAAAUUCCCGACACUAUAGCAGAAGCGGAGAAUAAGGCGUUUCAUACAAAACAAAAUUUGAUGUCCCGCCAGAUUAUCAGGGCAGACAUUGCACUUCUUGCUGGUAUCGGUUGGGUAUUGGGUUACGCGGCUGUACCGGGACUGGCCUUAUGGCUGCAGGACUACAAAUAUAUGUUAAUUCCCUCAAUGUUUGGAUUGGGAUUAAUGAUGAUUUGGUAUUACUUUAUGUUUGAGUCCCCGCGUUGGCAGAUAACCAAUGGACACAUCGAUAGAGCCGAACACACGCUUAGGAAAGCACUGAAAAUAAACGGAAAGUCAGACGAGAAUUUUAAAACACAGUUAAAUGAAUUGUCCUCAUAUUUAGAUCAGAUGCAAUCGGAAGAAAAGUCAAAAAGAAAUUACACAAUAUUAGAUUUGGUCAAAACUCCAGGUCUUCGUAAAAUGACAUUAAUUAUGUGGUAUUCAUGGAUUGUGACCGCAUUGCUAUACUAUGGCAUCAGUUUCAAUAUGUCUGACUUCGGGGGAAGUUUUUACCUAACAUUCCUGUUGUCGGGAAUCGUUGAACUCCCGUCUCAAUUGAUUCCACUCUUAAUGCUUCGAUAUAUUGGUCGACAAAAACUAUUUAGUCUUUUUAUGUUAAUAACUGGUGUUUCGUGUUUCGCAAUAAUACCCGCCGAAAGGGAAUGGAUUAAAGUAACGUUAGCUUUAAUCGGGAAGUUUGCGAUCACCAGUUGCUGGAAUGUUAUGGCAAUAUUUGGACCCGAACUCUACCCCACAGUCUUGAGACAGAGAGGUGUCGGCGCGUCCACUGUUUUUGCCAGAAUCGGGUCCAUCGCCGCACCUUUUAUGAAGAAUUUGGCCGCUCGAAAUGGAUUAGCAUUUGUAAUGACACUCUACGGCACUCUUACUGUUGGGUCCGUUGUUUUGGUUCAAUUCCUACCCGAAACUAAAGGCCGGGAAAUUCCAGACACUAUAGAAGAAGCAGAAAGAGCUACUCAUUUGGAGAAACCCAAAGACAAUAAUAAUAUUAAAUUAAAUAAAUUCUAAUUUAUUAAUUGUAUAAA
Molecule: messenger RNA, 2006 nt
Organism: Medioppia subpectinata
Lineage: Eukaryota; Metazoa; Arthropoda; Arachnida; Sarcoptiformes; Oppiidae
Source: the annotation of a GenBank genome assembly